AGCUGGGCGUUUCCAAUCCAAACAGUGCAGGGCUGGAAGAGCAAGUUGCCUCAGUCAGUCUGUGUGGAUCAUCGAUUCCCAGCAGAUCACCACCAGCACCAGAGCCAAGAGCCGCAGAGCGAAGCAAAGCACAGACCUGAGGGAGCACAGAGCAGGACAGUCAACAUGAGCAGAUGUCUGAUCAGCAAGGUGGAGGUGCAGGGCUUCAUCGAGAGGUGUAUGAUAGCCGUGGGCACCAAGCCGCAUCACGCCCGCAGCCUGGCCGAGGUGCUGGUGGAGGGAGACCACAGAGGCCAUUACAGCCAUGGACUCAACAGGAUGGACAUGUAUGUAAAGGACAUCAACACAGGAAUCUGUGCCAAGGACGGUGAGCCAGUGGUGGAGAAGGAGAGUGCGGCCACAGCACUGGUGGAUGGGAAGAACCUCCUGGGUCCUGUGGUGGGAAACUUCUGCAUGAAUCUGGCCAUUAAGAAGGCAAAAGAAUGUGGCAUCGGCUGGGUGGUCGCACGCGGCUCCAACCAUUACGGUAUUGCCGGAUACUACUCAAUGCAAGCUCUGAAGCAAAACAUGAUUGGCAUGUCAUUUACCAACACGUCCCCACUUGUGGUACCCACACGUGGUAAAGAGUGCACUUUGGGCACCAACCCCAUCAGCGUGGCAGCUCCUGCUAACAACGGAGACAGCUUUGUUCUGGACAUGGCCACAUCAGCAGUAGCACUUGGAAAGGUGGAGCUCCACGAGCGCCGUGGAGACCCCAUCCCUGAGGGCUGGGGCUGUGACGCCCAAGGCAAGCUGGUCACUGACCCUAAGAAGGUUCUGAGCGGAGGAGGACUGGUGCCCAUCGGUGGCAGUGAAGAGACAGGAGGGUACAAAGGCUACGGUCUGGGAAUGAUGGUGGAGGUGUUCUGUGGUAUCUUGGCCGGUGCCCAGUACAGCAAUCAUAUCCGCACAUGGAAAGUAACAGACCGUGUUGCCAACCUGGGUCAGUGCUUCGUCGCGAUCAACCCAGAGAACUUUGCGCCGGGGUUCACCGACAGGAUGACAGACCUGCUGUCCAUCCAAAGAGGAAUGGAGCCUGCUGACGCCGGCACUCCUGUUCUGGCUGCUGGAGAUCCAGAGAGGAUGAACAUGAAGAAGUGUGAGCAGAUGGGUGGGAUCCCCUACCACAUCAAUGUCGUCAACUACAUGAACGAAUGUGCCAAGAAAAUUGGUGUCAACCCGCUGCUGCCAUGUGACAAUCUCAUCUCCAAUUAGUCGGUCUGGUCAAGAUUGUCAGCGUUGGAAAUCUGUCUCAUCUUGAAGUCCACAUGGAACUACUAAGGAAUGCAGCUUUUUUUACGCACACUAUACAUGUCGACAGUGAUAUUGUUUUCAUUUUAAUAGCACCUAUCAGGUAUUUUAGUAUUCUUAACCUUCAGAAAAGUUUUAAUAAAAAACAUUUAUGGAGGCAGGACAUUUGUGACAUUACAAGGAACAUAUCAAAUGUGUUCCUUUCUUAAGGGGCUCUAAAACUGUUCGUGCCUUGAGACACUUGAGAAUGUUAAUUUUAACGUUUUCAAGAUGCAACUUUGACAGUGAAACACGCACAUUCUUUGUCUUAAACUGUUGUACGUCGUAGCUUCAUGGCUGAUGGCUGGAUGUGAACGUGCUAUAGUUUGAGUAGUGCUGUUGAAAGAUGAGCUAAAGUCACCGUGGUUUUGUCAUUCCCUGUCAGUGAGCUGCAGUACCAUUUUUUAACUGUACGAUAAUCGAGCCACAAUAUGACAAAUUCAAACUAUUUUUUUAAAUGCUGCGAAGCAUUUGAAAAUAGCCAUGACGGUGUUUUGCUACUUUUAUAAAGUUGAAGUUCAGACCCUCUUUUUACACGAAGGUCAUCAUAAAAAUCACCAUGUGCCUUAUUCAAUUAAAGCCAUAUAAACCAAAA
Messenger RNA from Epinephelus moara (kelp grouper), 1924 nucleotides. RefSeq lists its product as uncharacterized. The record is from RefSeq and is a predicted model, not a curated record. The transcript is spliced from 11 exons. Gene Ontology annotation, molecular function: oxidoreductase activity. NCBI's taxonomy places the organism in Eukaryota, Metazoa, Chordata, Actinopteri, Perciformes, Serranidae. The coding region runs from base 166 to 1254 and encodes 362 amino acids.